Osmerus eperlanus (European smelt) is the source of this 2187-nucleotide messenger RNA. RefSeq names its product anoctamin 11 (gene ano11). Gene Ontology annotation, biological process: chloride transmembrane transport. The coding region runs from base 1 to 2148 and encodes 715 amino acids. NCBI's taxonomy places the organism in Eukaryota, Metazoa, Chordata, Actinopteri, Osmeriformes, Osmeridae. The record is from RefSeq and is a predicted model, not a curated record. Gene Ontology annotation, molecular function: chloride channel activity; protein dimerization activity. The transcript has 18 exons. Gene Ontology annotation, cellular component: plasma membrane.
AUGUUUCAGCCUGACCGAGACUCACUUUUCAAUGACAAAAUUCAGCAAUUUUGUCAUCAUCCUUCCAUCGUCCUCAUCAUUUUGAGGAAGACUUCAGAGUGGAUGAUGUCUGACAGGGAGGUUCUGUUGGAUCUGGACUACGCGGGCGAACCACAACCCAUGGACAGUUACGGGAGCCUGCACAACGGGGGCUUCAUCCCCCAGCGAUAUCUCUCCACUGCGGCCACAGGUGACAGCCUUGAGGAGGAUGAUAAUGACCCCAUCUACAUCCACUGUGACGCCAGAACCAGCCAACCAGCCCCCCUCGUUGGGAACUACUUCAGAGACGGAAGAACCAAAAUAGAUUUUGUGUUGGUGUGGGAGCUGCGCUCCCGGAAAAAGCGUCGCUCCAAAGGGAGGGGGGCGGGGGCAGCCGGUGAAGGGGGGGGCGGGGGGGAUGAAGGCGGGGAGGAGAGCAGGUCCGAGAGGCACCAUGCCCAGCUAGCUCGCUGGAGGGACAAAUUCACCCAGAAUCUAUGGACUGCCGGCUUACUGGUGGAGAAGGAGGUAACAUCAAGUGAAAAGAAGACCAUCCAUUAUCUGAAACUCAACGCUCCCUGGGAGGUGCUGCUGUACUACGCGGAGGAGCUCUGCCUUAGAGCGCCCCUACAGGCCCAGCCGAACCCUGACUUCAACUCAUCUGCUCGGGUUCUGAGGAAACUGUGCAUUCCAAACAUCAUGGAGGAGUCGGUUCCCAACAGACCGCUGGACUACUACACGUGUGCCUUCCGAAAGUCCAAGAUGGAGAAGUUUUUAGGCUGUGAAAAACGUGACACCUAUUUCACAAACACGCAGAGACACCGUAUUGUGUAUGAGAUUCUGUCGAGGACCUUGUAUGGCAAGAGGAAGCGUGCGGAGGUGGGCGUGGCCCGACUGCUCAACGAGGGGGCAUUCACCGCGGCCUUUCCCCUGCACGAGGGUCCCUUCGAGCUCCCAGACUUUGAGGUGCGUCCAGACGAGCUGAACCAGAGGCAGGUUCUGUUCCACUACUGGGCCCGCUGGUCCAGGUGGUACAAGUACCAGCCCCUGGACCACAUCAGAGAGUACUUCGGAGAGAAGAUAGCCUUGUACUUUGCUUGGCUGGGCUUCUACACCGCCUGGCUGCUGCCCGCCGCGGUGGUGGGCACCUUCGUCUUCGUGUCUGGAGUCAUGUCCAUGGGGAGUAACACACCUGCCAAGGAGAUAUGCUCCAGUGGGUCCAGCUUCCUGAUGUGUCCUCUCUGUGAGAAGUGCCAGGCUUGGAACAUGUCCGACAUCUGCCCCAUGGCCAAGAUGGGCUACCUGUUCGAUCACCCUGGUACAGUGUUCUUCAGCGUCUUCAUGUCCUUCUGGGCCGUCACCUUCCUGGAGUACUGGAAGCGCAAGAUGGCCACCCUGGCUCACCACUGGGACUGUAUGGAUUUCCACGAGGAGGAGGAGCGGCCAAGGCCAGAGUUUGCAGCCAUGGCCCCUGCCAUGGAGCACAACCCAGUGACCGGCGUGAAGGAGCCCUACUUCCCUGAGAAGGCCCGGCUCUCCCGCAUGGUCACUGGCUCCAUGGUCAUCGUCGUCAUGCUGUGCGUGGUGAUGAUCUUCCUGGUGACAGUCAUCAUGUACCGCGGCAUCAUCAGUGUCAAGAUGUACGACACGGGCAGCGCUGUCUUGCGCACUCAGGCAGGAAACAUUGCCAACAUCUCGGGCAGCAUGGUGAAUCUGGCCCUGAUCCUGCUGAUGGGGCAGGUUUAUACAGCGUUAGCAGAGCAGCUCACAAAAUGGGAGAUGCACAGAACCCAGACCCAGUAUGAAGACGCCUUCACGUUCAAGGUGUUUGUGUUCCAGUUUGUCAACUUCUACUCAUCUCCCUUCUAUGUGGCCUUCUUCAAGGGAAGGUUUGUUGGGUUCCCGGGUCAUUAUGGAACUCUGUUUGGGAUGAGGAAUGAGGAUUGUGGCCCCGGCGGUUGUCUCAUUGAGCUUGCUGAACAGCUCUUCAUCAUCAUGGUGGGGAAACAGCUCAUCAGCAACGUUCAGGAGUUUGUAAUCCCGUACGUUUCUUCAGAUCCUGCAGAGUCAGGAAUACGACUGCUUUUGUUUUGCUUUUGCAUCCCUAUUGCUUCACUGCAGUCUGACUAGACUGUCACACUAACAGCCUUGGGAAACACACACUUCUCU